CUUCCGUCUCCCUUGGGUCUUUGAACAUUUCGAUAGACAGAAACGCUUUCUUCCUCACGAAGCUAUUCUAUGACGUCAGCGAUUUCGCCUCCAUCUCCAACAAAGGCAUCACCGCACUGCAGACCCGUCCGAUUAGAUUGUUUUUCAAAUGGAUGUCAGCUCUUCUUCUUCCAAUGAUUUAUCUUUUAUUCCUCAAGUAAGGGCUGAAAAAAUUCCAAAAAUUGGGCAAGAAUUCGAAUCAUUGGAUGAAGCCCAAAAAUUUUACAAUGAAUAUGCAAGGGAGGCCGGAUUUAGUACUCGAAUGUGGACUACUAAUCGAAACAAAAAUAAUGAAAUCAUUAGGAAGGAAUUUGUUUGCUAUAAAGAAGGGGCUCGAGAAAAAGGGGAAUUAAUAUCGGAUGGUAGUAGAAGACGUGGGACAACUAGAGAAUGAUGUAAGGGCAAAAUGGUUGUUGUAAGGUCAACUUCUAAACUGAGUUUCAUUGUUUCAAUAUUUUGUGAGGUCCAUAAUCAUGUGCUCACAACACCUAGAAAGGUGCAUUUGCUUAGAUCUCACCGUUCUAUGUCAACUGCUAAGAAGGCUUUGACACAACAACUCUCUGCAGCAAAUGUGCCUAUUCACCAACAAAUUAGUAUUAUGGAGUUAGAAGCAGGAAGUCUAGCAAAUAUUGGGUGUAUAGAGAAAGAUUUUUAUAAUGCUCGAAGGGAUGAGGUGAAACUAUUUGCUGGACAUGAUGCUCAAAUGCUAUAUGAGUAUUUUGAAGCAGAAAAGGAAAAAAAUUCAGAAUUCUAUUUUUCAAUCAAUGUGGAUGUAGAAAACAAGAUCAAACAUUGUUUUUGGGCAGAUGCAGAAUGUAGAAAGGCAUACCAGACUUUUGGGGAUGUAGUAGUAUUUGACACAACUUAUAAUACAAAUCGUUAUGGUAUGAUAUUUGCACCCUUUGUUGGAGUUAAUCAUCAUGGACAAACUACUCUAUUUGCAUGUGCAUUCUUAUGUGAUGAAACAUCAGAGUCGUUCCGAUGGCUUUUGCAGCAGUUGUUGAUAGCUAUGGUAGUUGGUCCACCUAAGAUGAUUAUCACUGAUCAAGAUCCUGCAAUGAGUAAAGCUAUAGCUGAAAUCCUUCCAAACACUUUGCAUAGAUUUUGUAUGUGGCAUAUCUUGAGUAAAUUUUCAGAAAAACUAGAUGCAGUCAAGUGGAAGGAACAUUAUCAACAUUUUCAUAGAUGCAUAUGGAAUUCAGAUAGUCGAGAAGAGUUCGAUGUUCAAUGGGCAGAGGUUAUCGAGUCAAGUGGGUUGAAUACAAAUGAGUGGUUGAAAGCAUUAUACGAUAUUCGUUCCAAGUGGAUUCCUGCAUAUGUUAAUGAUACAUUCUCUGCAGGUAUGUCGAGUAGUCAAAGAGCAGAAAGUUGUCAUGCAUUUUUCAAGUCUUAUGUUUCAAAGAAAAAUACUUUGAUGGAUUUUGUGGUUAGGUUUAGUAGAGCUCUAAAACGCCAAAGACACCAAGAAUUAUAUCUUGAUCACAAAGAUAUUAAUGAACAACCUGUCAUGAAAACCAUGUUUGGUGUUGAGAAGUCAUUAGCUGAGUUUUACACACAAACAAUGUUUUACAAAGUUCAAGAGGAGUUAUUCCAAAGCAUGGCUUAUAUAGCGACAUUUGAGCAUGAGUCUGGAAACUUGAAGUUCUACAUUGUUCAGCGUGUUGAAGGGAAUCAGAAAAGUGCUAGAAAAUUAAUUGAGGACAAGUCACUGAAUUAUAUGAGUUGCAGCUGUAGGAAAUUUGAGUCCUAUGGAAUUAUAUGUCGUCACAUUUUUUCAGCUUUCAGCAAACAACUUCUACAUCAACCACUGUCUGAUGGAGGACAGUCUUCUACACCUAGUUUGUCUCUAUCAAAGCAGAUUUACAAUGAGCCAGAAAAAGUUAGAGCAAAAGGUUGCGGAAAGAGGCUAAAAGGAGGCAAAGAAAUUGCCACUAAGAACCCCAAAAGGCGUUGUAAUGGUUGUGGAUUAGCAGGGCAAUCACAUGACAAAAGGAAUUGUCCUUUAAUUAUGGGUAAGACGCAGUAGCUUCAUGGCCUAUGCUGUUCAAUUAUUUUAAGGAGGUUGAAUCCUGCUGGACAUUAUUAUUUUGAUGUACAGUUAUUCAUAGGCUAUGUUUUUCAUUUUGAGGAUGUUGAAUCCCACUGGAUAUUGCUCAAUGCAUUUUUGGCUUGAGUUGAAAGUGAUCGGUUUUCUAAUCCUUGUUCACAUAUUAGUAUAAUUGGAUUCUAUUUUUGAUAGCUAAUAAUUGAUCUUGCUCUGUUUUGUGCCUGUUUUGAA
Molecule: messenger RNA, 2317 nt
Organism: Tripterygium wilfordii
Lineage: Eukaryota; Viridiplantae; Streptophyta; Magnoliopsida; Celastrales; Celastraceae
Product: protein FAR1-RELATED SEQUENCE 5-like
Exons: 5
Coding region: 446-2065 (539 amino acids)
Biological process (GO): regulation of DNA-templated transcription
Molecular function (GO): zinc ion binding
Source: RefSeq, a predicted model, not a curated record